AUGUUGUUGUCAUCCACUUGCAUGUAUUCUCUACCAAGUACAUUCUCCACUAGCCCAGCUGUAAAGAUUAAGGAUCUGGUGCUGAAGCUUUCAGGGAAGAAAAUCAAAGAUGGCAACCCCAAGAGCAUCAAGUAUGACACCGUUUCUGAAGAGGUUACAUACGGCUACAUUGGUGGUGGAAGCGCAAGUUCAACCCCUGCUUUGGACUACAGAAACCCCAAUCAAUCCCCAAUUGGUAACACCACCCCUGGAGGGCGUCAACCUCAACCACCAGCUGGUAGUGUAGUGAUGGUGGACAUGACUGGAUCCAACAAGUGGAUAGCAAAGAUGGAGCCAGAUGCUCACAUCACCGUUGUGUCUAUUCCUACUGGGGGCAAUGAUCUCAAAAGGAUUCGCUUCUGGAUCAGGGAGCUUCAGAAUAUCCAGAAUUUAAAUCAACAUGUUUUCAACACUCCUGCAAGGUCGGAUGAUGAUGAGAACUCGGGAGAAUCUGAACAAGAUAUCCCAAUGGCUUCAAUGCUGAACAUGGAUUCGACUUCGGGGAAUUUCCAUGCACCCGCUGGGAAUAUGGGGUAUUUCCAUGGUGGGAUAUCAAGGGCUAACAACCCUACUGACAAUGAAAUGGAUAUAAAAUGCAGCCGGGAAAUUUUUGAUGCAGAUGCAGCCAAGGAUUGGUGGCUGCGCAACAGGGUUCGAGUUCAUGCUCAGUAUAUGUGA
Messenger RNA from Gastrolobium bilobum, 717 nucleotides. RefSeq names its product protein BREVIS RADIX-like. Bases 1 to 717 code for a protein of 238 amino acids. The transcript has 5 exons. Lineage: Eukaryota; Viridiplantae; Streptophyta; Magnoliopsida; Fabales; Fabaceae. The record is from RefSeq and is a predicted model, not a curated record.